Messenger RNA from Seminavis robusta, 3159 nucleotides. The record is from the annotation of a GenBank genome assembly. Lineage: Eukaryota; Bacillariophyta; Bacillariophyceae; Naviculales; Naviculaceae.
AUGGGAGCGGAGAAAGACCACGAGGAAGAGGACGGCAGUUCCUCCACGGAAGUGGAUCAAGAAGAUCAAGAAGAAGAAGAAUUGGAAGAAUCAGGACCCAUUAACACUGCUCCGCAAGAAAACGAGAAUGAGAAUAACGAUGGUGGUUUCACAUUUUCCAAAUCCUGGGCCAUUGACAAGGCUCAUGUCCCCAUUUACACGGGAGGAAAGAUAUCGCCUCUCUACUUGAAGAAAUCAUCGGAUGACGUUCUUUCUUGUAUGAUUCUUCCAGUCGAUGGAGACUUGGUCGUUGUGGAUGCACAACGAGGAACCAAACUGGGAUCUGUCCGAGAAAGAACAGAUACCAAUGAAGAUGACGAAGAUGAUGAAGGUCUCGAUCGAGAUGCCAUUACUGCAUAUGCUCUAUCAUCCUCCAAUUCUCUCGUCACCUGCAGUCGAAAUCAUCUCAUGCAACAAUACGAAAUCAAACUAGUCCAAGACAAUGACGACAACAACAACGAUACUGUACAAGUCACACUCCAGAAAACGUGGGGACGUUCGGGACACUCCCUUCCCGUCACGGAAAUGGAAUUCCAUACAUCGGGAACCUUUGUCGCUACAGCGUCCAUUGAUGGAACUUGCCGCAUUUUUGACGCCAGACCUGGUCAUGUCACACAUAUCUACAGACCCAUUGCCGGAGGGGAAUCGGGACGACACGGGGUUUCCUCCAUUGCAUGGAUGAAGGAUACUACCCAUCUAGUCAUUGCCAUUGGAAGAGAUGACGGAUCUAUUGCCAUUCAUGAUCUUCGGGAUCAAGACAUGAAACGAGUCGUCGUCACCAGAGAACACAUGGGGGCUGUCACUUCCAUGAAUUGGUGGUGGAAACAACCGCAAGCAGACAACAACAAUAACAAUACGAAGGCUGCAUCGUUCUAUCCAACCAUGUUUGUAACCGCAGCCAGAGAUGCCGUCGUGAAUGUAUGGCGAAUCAGUGACAAGCCGAACGAGGAAAAGAAAAAGGGCAAGAAAAACAAAAAGUCCAAGAAACAACAAGCAUCCAUCGACAACACCUUGGGGGCGCCAAUGUAUCAACGAAUCAGCACACACCCAGUGUAUGAACAAGUGGAAGGAAUGGCACUUUUGCCAAGCGGCAGUGAUGAUGACGACCACGCUGUCAUGAACAUUGCAACGGCAGGAAGCAAUGGUGUGGUGCGCUUGUGGAGUUAUACAGAAGUCAGCAAUGAAAGGGCGGAAAAGCCAGCUUUGACGUUGAAAGCAGAACAACAAGCAUCACAGGCGUAUGGAAAGGACCGAGGAGGAUACCUGGGUAUGUAUGUCAUGAAUAUGCCAACAGAUUCCACCAGCAACACUGAUGAAGAUGAAGAUGACGACGAUGAUGGCGAUGACUGGAAUGCUUCAAGGAAGACAAACAAUCAGCUUGUAGUAGCAGACGCAGAACACUGUCUGUCAUUCCUGUUGCUUCGCGGUGACCAACAAAACGAAGAAGAAUCAGCUUUGUCAACAGCUCGCACCAUUGUUGGAUUCAACGACGAAAUUCUAGAUCUCAAAAUGAUUCCUUCAUCGUCAUCACCGACAAAAGCUGCCACUCAAGUGGUCGUUGCAACCAACAGUGCACAAGUACGAAUAUUUGACCUGGAUACGUUUUCGUGCCAUACUUUGGAUGGACAUACUGCAACUGUACUGUGUGUGGAUGUCAGCCCCUGCGGGCGGUUCAUUGCCACGUGUGGCAAGGACAAUCGAAUGUGCCUCUGGCAUACAGACACGAAACAGUGCAUUGCAACGGCUGUGGGACAUACAGAGGCUGUGGGUGCAACAGCUCUGUCUCGAAAGAAAGGACUCUACGACGUCGGGGGCAAAGCAGCCAAGAACGGUGGCGGUGCAUUUGCUGUCACAGUCAGUUUGGACAGAACAUUAAAGCGAUGGAAUCUUCCAGGCAGCAGCGAGCUCGAAAAACGUGCUCGAGGUGACCAAGAGGCACUGUCGCUGGCUGCUGCAUUCAGCUCCCGCGCCCAUGAAAAGGAUAUUAAUCUUGUAUCCAUUGCCCCCAAUGAUUCAUUGGUUGCAACAGGGUCGCAGGACAAGUGUGCCAAACUCUGGAAAUCCACAGACUUGAGCCUGUUGGCAACUUUGAGAGGUCACCGAAGAGGAGUGUGGGAUGUUCAAUUCUCACCCUUUGACAGGGUUGUGGCAACAGCUUCUGGUGAUCGCAGUAUCCGGCUUUGGUCACUUGGUGAUUAUAGCUGCGUAAGAACAUUCCAGGGACACGUCGCAAGUGUCCUUCGGGUCCGCUUUCUGAACGGAGGUCUUCAGUUGUUGUCCUCGGGAGCUGAUGGGCUGGUCAAACUGUGGACGAUUCGAACCAACGAGUGCGAGGCGACGAUGGAUGGGCACUCUGACAAGGUUUGGGCUCUGGAUGUUGCUCCUGUCGGAAAGACGAUGAUAACAGGUGGUGCUGAUUCCAAGCUUCUAGUUUGGAAAGACACAACAAAGGUCACCGAGGAUGCGAAACAAGCCGAACGAGAGGAAGCGUUCCUGAUGGAUCAACGCCUGGCCAAUCACUUACGACACAAAGAGUUUGGGCAGGCACUGGACAUUGCUCUCACAAUUGACAAACCGCGACUCACUUUGAAAGUCCUUACGUCCAUCAUCGAAACUGAACUCAAAGCGAAUCGCAGCCCCAUCAAAUGCUUGCAGCAAUACGUCCCGACGUGGUCCAUGGAGAGAGUGGUGCAAGUCUUGCAGUAUUGCCGAGACUGGAACACGCGAGCUCGCAAUUCUGAUGUGGCCAUGACGGUCGUUCGAGCUAUCGUCUCAGCAAUACCAGCAGACGAAUUGGGAGCAAACGAAAGUGUUGGCAUGAUAUUGGCGGGUGUGACACCAUACGCAGAACGCCACUUUGACCGUCUGGACGGAUUGCUUGCAAAUUCGUAUUUGCUUGAUUUUGCACUGUUUGCAAUGGGCAGCUUGGAAACAACAGAAGAGGACGAUGACUUUGCAACCUGGGAAGCUUCAAGCAAGCUUGUCUUACCGCCUGCACACGUGGAUGACGCAGAGGUUCCUGAUUCCCGGAGCAGCAGCGGCAGCUCGGAUGGUUCAUCGAACCGCGGGGGGAACAAAUCCGACAGUUCGUCUGACGAUGACUCCGAUGGCAGCGACUGA